Parnassius apollo (apollo) is the source of this 981-nucleotide messenger RNA. NCBI's taxonomy places the organism in Eukaryota, Metazoa, Arthropoda, Insecta, Lepidoptera, Papilionidae. The record is from the annotation of a GenBank genome assembly.
AUGACAGUGAAGAAGCGACCCUCAGACUUAUCGAGCUUGGAGCGGUUCAACCUGUACUACCGGCAGAAGGAGCCGCCGCUGACCGCGGGACAGAAGACCAAGCGUUUCAUCUGGAACCCUAAGACAAAGCAGUUUUGCGGCCGGACUGCAUCGAGCUGGUCCAAAAUAUGUUUAUUCUACUUCAUCUUCUACUCUGCGCUCGCAAUCCUAGUGGCGAUAUGCAUGUGGACCUUCCUCCAGCUGUUGGACGAUCGACAGCCUCAGUGGCAGUUGGAUGAGAGUAUAAUAGGCACCAACCCUGGCCUCGGCUUCCGACCAACACCUCCAGAAGUUGCCAGCAGUGUGAUCUGGUAUAAAGGAAAUGAUCCUGGUAGCUAUCAUUUUUGGGUGAAUGAGCUGUCCAACUUUUUAAAAGUCUACAAACGCGACGGUAAGAAAGCGGGUGCUGGCCAAAACAUUCACAACUGUGACUUCAAGCUACCGGCGCCAGCGGGCAAGGUCUGCGACGUGGACAUCAGCGCCUGGGGACCUUGCGUCGAGGAAAACAACUUUGCCUAUCACAAGUCCACGCCGUGCGUCUUCCUUAAACUCAACAAGAUUUUCGGAUGGAAGCCGGUCUUCUACAAUAGUUCAGACGCCCUGCCUGAAGCCAUGCCAGACGAUUUGAAGGAACACAUUAGGAAUUUGACAGCCUACGAUAAAAAUUAUCUGAAUAUGGUGUGGGUUUCCUGUCAAGGAGAGAACCCAGCUGAUCGGGAGAACAUCGGACCCAUCCAGUAUCUACCCAACAGGGGAUUUCCUGGAUAUUACUUUCCAUAUACUAACCAAGAAGGCUACCUCAGUCCUCUGGUCGCUGUUCAUUUGCAAAGGCCAAAAACUGGUAUGUUGAUCAACAUAGAGUGUCGUGCGUGGGCGCACAACAUAAUGUACGACAGACACGAGGGCAUGGGCUCUGUACACAUCGAAAUUAUGGUCGAAUAG